Drosophila ananassae is the source of this 1337-nucleotide messenger RNA. RefSeq lists its product as uncharacterized. Bases 88 to 1095 code for a protein of 335 amino acids. The record is from RefSeq and is a predicted model, not a curated record. The transcript has 4 exons. Gene Ontology annotation, molecular function: serine-type endopeptidase activity. NCBI's taxonomy places the organism in Eukaryota, Metazoa, Arthropoda, Insecta, Diptera, Drosophilidae. Gene Ontology annotation, biological process: proteolysis.
UGAUAAGCUACAGCAUCCCAAAAAUUUAAUUUAAAAAUAAAAAAAAUUAGUCUAACUUUGGGAUUGGAAGUGGAAAGUGGAGGUACUAUGUGGCGGGUUUUUCUGAUUCUGUCCGGGGCUCUGGGGGCCUUUCCCACAGAUAGUGACUUGAGUCUGGCUGAGGGCCAGCCCUGUCCCCAAAUCCUAAACUAUCCGCAGAGUGUGUGUAAAAGGAGGUGUCCUCAGAUGAGGCAGUUCAUCGAUGAAAAGUAUGUGGAUCAUGAGAUACCCUGCAAUUUUGAUAGCAUCUGUUGUCCCACCCACUCCCUCCAAUCGGGAGCGACAUCUCCCAGUGCUGGGACAUCUCCAGUUCCACUCUAUCCCAAUGUCAAGUCGAAACCAGGACAGUUGGAAGUCUUGUAUAAUUUCAGUUUCCCGCCAUUGGCCGAGUUGAGUUACUUGUCCCUAGAUCAGGAUGAACACCUGUACAGGUGUACUGCUCUAUUGGUCCGGGAGGACUAUGUUCUGACCUCGGCUGGGUGUGUGGGUAAAGAUAUCUCCGAGAAGCCCAAUGGUGUCUGCUUCGGAAACUGCCACAGACUUGACAGGCAAGCGAGGGAAAAGAUUCUGUUCGAAAUCAUUGAUGUCACCAAGUUCAGAUACAAUAACGACCUGGCCCUCAUCCGGUUCGAGAACACUUUCAAUUCCUCCGAGUUUCCAACAAUCUGCCAGCAGAGCGACUUGGAGCAAGCCCAUCGACUGAUAGCCGUUGGUUUUUCACAAAAAGAAGAAAAUUGCGAUCUUUUCCAGCAGAAUAUUGAGAUAAUGCCAUUCGAUUUUUGUAAAAAUUUGGAAAAUAAUUUCAAGGUCGAGGGGAUUGAAGGCGAAGUCACGCACUUUUGUGCCAGACCUAUUAAGAUGACGCGGAAUGUACCGGGCGAUUGUGUCCGCUGCUUACGCGGCAGUUCCAGUGUCCUGUUUGCCGUCCAACCGGAUAACGGUUACUGUGCUGUGGGCAUCGCCACGCCCACAAUCAGCGCCUGCUACUACACCACGGCGGCACUCUACUACACCAGUUUGUUGAACCCGAACGUGACGAAAUUUAUUAAUCAGUAAUGGAGGACUAUUUUAAACAUAUAUAUAUAUUUUUUUUAAAUCAAUUUUAAUUAAAUACAUUUUAAUAAUUAAUAAUUUUAAUAUGUUUUUAUUUGCUUGGUAUAAAGAAUUCUUGGACAAAGUUAUAUUAUUUUAUAUUUUAAUAAAUAUUCCCAUAAAAAAUUAAUAUUAAAUGAUGGAAAAAAAUUUAUUAUAAUUUUAAUUUUUAUCUGUUUAAUAGAUUUUCUUCUAAAGAAAUAUUA